GCCAAAAAUGUGAGGUCUUGUUUGUCUCUCUUUUCCUUUUCGCCAAAACAAAGGAAAUCCCUCCUCUCUUUUUUUAUUUUGUAAUUUCCUUCUUCCCCAAGGAGCUAAGAUGGCGUGAUAUUUGAUUAUCUAGGAAUCAGUUCGUGGUUGAUUCUGCUUCCACACUUAUUGCCGAUGGAGAAGAAGAAAGAAAUGGAGUGCAACGAACAAAGAUUCAGUGGCUGAGAUCUGACCAAAUAUUCGAGAUGUGAAAUCAACGGUCACGAUUUGUCCAUCACGGAACCAAUGAUAACCUAUCUACACGGGAGUGAAUUCUGUGCUCCUCAGCGUCAGAAGAAUGACGAUGCGUCCAAUUCCAAUCCAGGAUUGAUUCUUUCACUGUUUGAAUGUCGUUUUGAAACAAUGCUAUGUAAUCCGAUUGGUCAAAUAGCAGAUUUUGGGCCAAACACAGUAUGGAUGUUCGCGGAUUUAAGAUGUUCACCAAUCACCAUCUUUCAGUACAAAGGAACAUUCGAUGUCUUCAACAAGAUAAUUCGCCAGGAGGGAUUUUCUAGGUUGUGGAGAGGGACUAAUGCAGGUCUGGCAUUGGCAGUACCAACUGUGGGAAUCUAUUUACCUUGCUAUGACAUAUUCCGCAACUGGAUGGAGGGGCGUGCAAUAGAACAUAUGCCUGUCCCUGAUGCAACUCCAUAUGUUCCUUUGGUUGCUGGCUCAUUGGCUAGAUCAAUAGCAAGUGCAACAUGCUACCCGAUUGAGCUUGCGAGAACAACACGCAUGCAGAGACAUUUAAGAUCACUCAAAUCAGAAAGAAGCUUCCUGGAGUUUUUAGUACCCUUCUAGGAUUCCUCUCCAAUAUCAAGGGAACAAACCGUCAGAGCAGUUGUAAGUUAAUCUCCUCAAU
Molecule: messenger RNA, 901 nt
Organism: Hibiscus syriacus
Lineage: Eukaryota; Viridiplantae; Streptophyta; Magnoliopsida; Malvales; Malvaceae
Product: mitochondrial carrier protein MTM1-like
Exons: 6
Coding region: 286-840 (184 amino acids)
Biological process (GO): mitochondrial transmembrane transport
Source: RefSeq, a predicted model, not a curated record